Messenger RNA from Closterium sp. NIES-67, 7796 nucleotides. The record is from the annotation of a GenBank genome assembly. NCBI's taxonomy places the organism in Eukaryota, Viridiplantae, Streptophyta, Zygnematophyceae, Desmidiales, Closteriaceae.
UUGGGGUUGCGUAGUGACCUUCCUUCUGACAGAAGCCCGUUUCGCGAACCACCUUGCCGUUUCAAUUCGUGCGCGCUGAGCCAAGCAGGGAGAUUCCCCGUGAGCGAUCCCGAUGGGGCGGCAGAAGGGCGGCGAUGCGGCGCGAUCCAAGAGCCGACCCGCCAGCAGCAGCCUCGCGGCAUCCCUGCUUGCAACGGGCGCUGCAGGCGCUACAGGGGGGGCGGGGAGCGCCCCGCGGAUGGACGUGGACGGCGAGGCAGCGGCGCACCUGAGGCGGCUGGCGAAGAAGGACGCCACCACCAAGCUGAAGGCUCUGGAGGCGCUUCAAGGGGUGCUGGGCAGCAGCAGUGCCGCCCAGAUGCAAGCCAUGCUGCCCGCAUGGGCAUUUGAGUACCGCCGCCUCGUGGUGGACGGCAGCAGGGCCGUGCGCCUCGCCACGCAUGCCACCAUGGCGCUGCUCGUCAAAGGCGUGGGCAAGGGCCUGGCGCCGCACCUGAGGCAGCUGAUGGGGCCGUGGUGGGUGGCGCAGUUCGACUCCACCCGGGAUGUGGCUGCCGCCGCCACACUCUCCUUCCAGGCGGCCUUCCCCACCCCGUCACGGCGCAUGGAGGCGCUGGCGUUCGCAUGGGAGGCGGUGCUGGCCGCCCUGGCGGAGCUGCUGGGCGCCACCCCGCAGUCGCUGGCUGCUGCCGAUCGCAGCCUCAGCGUGGAGGAGGCCAAGCACCGCCUGGACGAGCUCCUGUGCGCGGCGCUGCUGGCGCUGAGGGCGUUUCUUCAGACCAUGCUGCCGCCGCCGCCACACGGAGGGUCUGCUGCCGGCAGCGCGGCAGCAGGGGGGACAGCAGCAGCAGCCCCAGCGAGCCUGCCCCCCUCUGUGCUGGCAGCCCAGCCACGCAUUGCCACCGCUCUCCUCUCGUCCCUGCGCGCCCUCUCCUUCCUCCGCGCCCUCGCCAAACACCCCUCCCCACGGGUGCGCACCGCCGCCUACCACGCGCUGCCAGCUGUCCUCCUCUCAUUGGGCCCCCGGGGAUCAGAAUCUGGCUGGCAGGAGCAGCAGGGAGAGAGAGAAAGCACAGCCAUGGGGGAGAGGGAGUCAGCGUGCCACGGGGCGAUGUGGGAGCUCGUGCUCGUCGCCUCGCGCACCUGCCCCUCCCUCUGGUCCAACCCGCCCUUCCUCAAAGCUGCACUGCCGAAGCUCUGGACUUUCCUCCGAGCCGGCUGCUUUGGCUCGGCAGCACAGUCAUACCCGUGCCUGCUGCCGCUGCUCUCUGUGUUUUUCCGAGCCAGGCUGCACCAAUCACAGGACGUCCUGCUGCCCUUCUUCACUAGUCUGUGGCAGGGACGGCUUGUCCACAUGGCGAGACCUGAUUGGGUGGCGCUGCUGACGUGUGUGAGGGAGUGCUUGGUGCUGAGUAAGGAGGGUGGGGGAGAAGGGAAGGCGAUAUCUGCUGCAGAAUUAACUAGGGCGGUGUUGUGGGAUUUGUGCUUCCAGGACCUUCUUCCCGAGCCUAGACACACAGGCUCGGACUCAGGCUCGGAGCCGCACGGCCCAGAAAAGAGUGCAGGCAGCGGUGGGAAGGGCAGAGGAGAUAGGGGCCGGCAGCAUGCAGGAGAGCGGAAGGUAGGGGGUGCAUGGUUGGCAGCGGUGGUGGCGUGUGUAGGUGAGACUGUGAGGCAGAUAGUUGGGUUGGAGAGGGGGAAGGGUAGGAGAGAGGGGAGAGGUGAGGAGACGGAAGGGUUAGGAACAGGUGAGGAGCAGUGGAGGUCGGUUCUAAGUGGCUUGUGGUCGUGUGUGGUGGACGAGGUGGCUGCUGCUGUUGACGCGCGCGCUGCUGCUGCUCAUCCUCAUGCACAUGCAGAUGGGGAUGGGGAUGCUGCGAGGAAGGGAAGCAUGGGGGAGUGUGAAGUGGCGUUGCUAAGGCGUGCACUGGCAGAGAGCUGUGCUCGUGAUGCGGGGUCAAGCAAAACCAAGAGCAUCAGCACAGGAGGUGUGGGGAGGAGGGAUGGCGAGAUGACAGUAAUGGGUGAAGGCAGCACAGUGCGUGCCGUGCUGGCGUUGCUGCAGCAGCUCAAGCAGACAGCAGCAGAACCAACUGCAGCCAGGAGAGGAGGAGGACGAGACGAGGGGGGCAGCAGCGAGCGUGGCGAGUGGGUGGUGCCAGUAGCAGUGCUCCCCCUCAUGCACCGCCUGCUGCCACUGGCGCUGGUUCUCCCCCUCCCCUCCUCUCCCCUCCCCUCCACUUCUGCCCGCACGGAAGCAGCAGCAGCCGUGGCAGCAGCGCUGGUGGACAUGUUUGGCGCAGCGGCCAUCCCAUGCCAGCUGGCAGCUGAUGAUUUGCCUGAAAACGCGGGUGCCAUGUCAAGCCAAGAGCCUUGUGUUGGCACGGACACUGGUGGCAGGUACACGACCCCGCUGCAGCUCAUGGACUCACUGCUGCCGGGCAAGGAGGGUGGGGCAGGAGCGGGUAUGAGUGCCUUUGUGAAUGGGAGAGCGGCAGCGGCGGUGUUUGUGCUGCAGGUGAAGCUGCUCUCCCACCUCGCCAUGCUCCCACCGCCACAAAUCAGCAGCAGCAGCGUCAGCAGCACAGGUGGCGACUUGUGUCUGUCGCCCAUAGUGCACCAGCUGAGCUCCGCUGCUCUCCAACAGGCACGGCAGGGAGAGGCGCAGGUUGACGAGGCAGCUGGGGAUGCAGGCGCACGGCCCAACAUGCCUGCCUGCCUGCUGGCCGGCCUGCUCUCCUCGCUCUCCUCCGCCCCAUCCACCACCCCCGCUCUCACACCGUCCGCCCAUCCCUCCGCCACCGCCCCCUCCUCUCACCUCACCUCCACGGCUCGCUCCGCCCUUGACCACUUGGCUCUGCACGUGGCUGCUACGAGGCCACUGUUGCUCCUCCCUUCCUCCCAGUGGCUGCUCCGAACGCUCCUCUCCCUGCCUCCUGCUGCCUCCGCCUCCCCCUCACUCCUCUCCCCACCCUCCUGGCUGUCGCCCUCCUGUCUCCCCUCGCUCUACGCCUCCCUGCACUCGCACCUCCUCUCCUCCCUCCUCGCCCUCUCCUCCUCCCCCUCCUUCCACACUUUCAGCCACAUGCUGCAGCCACUGCUGCCGCUGCUGAGGCGAGAAGAGGGCAGGGAGAGGGAGCAGGUGGAGGCAGCAUCACCAGAAACAGAAGACUCAGGAGGAGGUUGUGAGGGAGAUGCCACGUCAUCACAGGCUGAGCUGGCAGCAUGCCUGGACGUCCUGGAGCCCUUGUGGCUCUCCACCCAUGCCUCUGCCAGCAGUGCAGGCUCUGCUGAGCUGUCACGUGGUGAUUGGCUGGUGGUGGCUGCUGCAUGCUCUUCUUAUCUUGUAAGCUGGUGCGUGGGAGGGGGGGAGCAAGGCAGGGAAGAGCAGGAGGGGAGCGAAGAGGGAAGUGAAGAGGAGGAGGCGGAAGCGAAGGAGGAGGAGGAAGAGGGAGAGGGAGAGGAGGGGUUGGAGUUGGAGGAGGAGGAAGAGGAGGGAGGAGUGGGCGCGUCCAUGGAGGGGUGCAUGGUGAGGGUUCUGGGAGGGGGCGGAGCAGCAGCAGCAGCAGGAGGAGGGGAAGCAGCAGGUGCAGCGGCAAGGGAUGCGGGGGCUGGUGGAGCAGUGGCUGAGGGAGGAACUCAACUGGCAGUGCACCAAUCCGGGGGUGCUGACGUGGCAGGGCCUGUGGCAGUAAUGGUGUUACCGGCUCUGCGUGCUGCAGCCACACGUUGGAGCUCGCUCGUCUCCCCCCGUCCCUCCACCGAUCACCCUACUCAUGCACCAUUGGUGGCCCUCACUGCACGCCUGCUCACUCGCUCCCUCGCUUUCGCUGCUGCAUCUCCUCUCUCCCACUGCCACCCGCACCUCUGUGCACGCUGGGUGGCAGAUCUUGUCCGUUUCUACCAGUUGCAAGGCGGGAAGGAGGCGGCGGAGAGGCGUGUGAUUGGCUGGUUGCUGGCAGACCUUGAGGUGGUGUGCGUGGAGCAGAAGGCAUGGCCUCGAUUUGUGUGUUGUGUCACAAAAUCUCGGGACAGCGACACGGGGAAUAGCCACAUUGACAGCUUCAUGAAUGCUCUGCUGUUCCCCCUCGCUCAUCAGCAACCAGACAGGUCAGCCUCGCACCCUCUUCCUGCUCAUCCCUCUCCCUCACCCUCCACUUCUCCCCCACACCUCCCCUCCUCCCGUAUCCUUCACCUCCUCUCUCAUCUCACUCACCGCCUCAGCGCUGCCUCCAUCUUCUUCUGCGCGGCGGGCGGCGGGCGGGCGGCACUGGCAGUUGAGAUGAUGUGCGCGUGGCAGGAGGAGCAUUCGCACCGCCACCACCGUCACUCUACUGGCAUGCAACAUGGCAGCCUCUCAUUGGGCGGUGCCGAGGGUGCUUUGGUGGGGAUUGGGCCGGCGGUGGUGGUGGAGGUGCUGGUGCGCGCUUCAAGGCGGGUGGGGGAGCAGGGGGAGCAGGGGGAGAGGGAAGUUGAGGAAGAGGAGAGGGUUGGGGGAGGGGAAGCAGAGGGGGCAGAGGACACAGGAGGGGCGGUGGGCAGCAGGGAGGGAAGGUUUGUGACUGAGGUGCUUGGGCUCCUGGUGGGAUUCGCGGCACAGGAGAGGGACCUGGCCCGUGGCAGCAGUGCCGCCACUACUGCCACUGCCACGAGAGCAUCGCUGGUUCUGACGGCACUCUGCGGGCUUCUCAGAAAAUGCCUCGCAGCAGGGGUGUGGGCCCCACGUCAGGCGUGGCAGGUGGUGCAGCAGCAGCUGGCAGCAGUGAGGGCGGAGAGGGAGGGCAGCGGCAGCUCCGCACGUGGGGAUGGUGUGAACGCCAGUGGGCAGGUGCGAGUGGUGGCAGAGGUGGCGGGCAUACUGAUGCCUGCAGUGCGCUGGGGCGGGCAGGCAGGCGGGGGCCACGAGGCAGGGGGAGGUGCAGCAGAGGGCGGGGGGGGCGGAAGCAGAGGGGCGCUGCAGCAGCAGGUGGAGGAGGAGGUGGUGUGGUGGGUGCAACAAGCCAAUGAGGCGCUGCCACUUGUCGCGUGUGUGGAACAGCAGAGUGUGGAAGCUAGAGACUCUCUUGACCUGCACGCCCUUGCCGUGGCGCUCUUCCCCAUCCCACCAUCGUCCAACUCCUCCACUUCUCUCGAGGCCCAGUCGCCCUCCGCCUCUCCCCUCACCUGCAGCCCCUCCCAGCGCGCUGCCCUGCUCGCGCUGCUGCGCCUGCAGUCGUCCCGCCACGCCACGGCUGCCAUUGCUGCCGCAGCCGCCUCCGCGCGCCUCUCCGCUGCUGCUCGGGCGAGCAGCGUGGGUCCCAUGGCAGCAGCUGCAGCGCCCGGCAGGGCGAGCAGUGCAGGGGGUGCAUGUGCGGACGUGGGGGAGGUGAACGAGCUGGAUGAGCUAGAUGAGUUGGAUGAGUUGGAUGAGGUGGACGAGGGUGGGGGAAGCGGUGAUGGCGGUGGUGGCGCCAUUGGAGUUGACGACCUUGAUGAGCUAGAUGAGCUUGAUGAAGAGGAGGGAGGAGCUGGGAGGGGUGGGAGGGUGGAGCAAGCGCAGAGCAGCGCUGCUGUUGCAGCUACUGACUCAUUGCAACAGCAGCCGGGGGCAGAGGCGGUGCAGGAGGGUGGGCAGGAGAGCCGGGAGAGGUGGGUGGCGCAGGUGGAUCGCUGCCUGCUCGCGCUCGCCAGCUCAGCAGUGGCGUACAGCUGGCAGGAGAUGUCAGAAGCUGACGUGGCAUUCGUGGGUGGCAGGCUGCGGCGGGCUCUUGCAGCGGCAGCCAUGGCGUUUGAGGAGGUGGUGGAGGGGAUGGGAGAGCACGAGGCAGAGGGGGAGAGCGGAGUCGCAGACGGGGGAGCAGGUGACGACAAGGAGAGGGUGAGUGGCAUGGCGGGUCGACUGGGUGGCAUGUCGCUGGAAGUGGCUGCUGCUGCUCUCGCCCUGCUCUCCAUGCUGCUCGCCCUCCACUCCCACGCCACCGCCACAACUGCCGCAUCCACUGGCAGCAGUAUAUUCCCCCUGUGGUCGUCAACCUCUGCAUCCUUGCCGUCCCUGUGGGCGUGUGAGGCAUGUGCGUUGGUGAUAAGGCAGGGGUCGGAGCAUGCCCUGCGCAUGUUCAUUGCCACGGGCCUGGCAGAGGCAGCACAGCCUCACAUGCCACACCCCUCAGCAGUAUCCACCACCACCACCACCACCGCCACCACCGCUGCCACCACCGCCACCACCACCGCUGUCAGCAUCGCUCAGAGCCAGCCUAUGACAGCGUGGCGCCUGCAGCAUCCACUCUUCUUCCGCCAGCUGUCGCACGCAGUGCUUGCUGCCACGCCCCGGGCUGUGGAAGCAGCGGUGCGGGCAGCAGAGGUCUGGGGGGCGGGGCGAGGGCCAAUCGCAGGGCUGUACGCCCUUGUGUGUGGCCCAUCGCCAGGUGGCAGUGUGCGAUUGGCUGCAUUCUGGUGUCUGUCCAGGGAGCAGGUAUUGCCUGCUGCUGUGGGAGCGGGGGUGGUGAAGGGCGGAGGGGACGGGGAGAAGCAUGCGGAGGCAGCUGCUGAUGGUGUCAGAUCCGAGCUGGCACAGAUUCUGCAGCCAGCCAAUCGGAAGGAGCUGCUGACAUCAGCUCUGACGUCACCACUGCGAGUACGUUUCUUCCUGGCAGCAUGUCUUGUGCUGCACCGCAUCCACACCCUCCCCGCCUCGCCCUCCCCUCCCUCCACCUCAGCCCCCUCUGCCUCGUCGCCCUCCUCUCCUCUGGACCGCCUGCGCGCCUUUAUGCAGGCCACUCCCACGCUCACUCUGCUCCUCGACCUGCUCUCCCAGAACCUCCUCCUCGCCCCCUCCCCCUCACCCUCCUCCGCCUCUGCCCGUCGCCUCAUUCAUCUCAACCCCUCGGGGCCCCUCCCCCCUGCCGUCGCUCAAGCUGGUGAUUCCGCCACGCGGGCCGUUGCCCAGGCGUCCCCUCUGGACGUGGCUCUGGAGAUUUUAACCCUGCCCGGGGCAGCCAAACUGUCUGUGCCUCGCAUGCGCAGCCUGGCAGCAGCAGUGUUUGGGGCGGCCCUGCGGGUGCUGCCAGGAGGUGUGCGGCGGUGGUUUGCGGAUGUGAGGGAGAAGGGCGUGCGGCGGGGCAUGGAGAUCUUCACGGCCAGAUACUGCAGCGCCCACAUGAUCGCUCUCGAACUCGCACAGGCACAGAAGGCAGGGAGCAGCAAGGAGGAUCUCACGGUGCGCACGCGGCGCGCUGCGCGGGAGGUGUGUGCGGCGUACUGCAAGGAUGAGGCCAAGCUGGAGCUCGUCAUCAAGCUGCCCGACAGCUACCCUCUGCGAGGGGCAACUGUCGAAAGCUCCAAAGGGGCAGGCGUGAAAGAAGCUGAGAUGCGCAAGUGGCUGCUGGCUGCCAACUCGUUCUUGCUGGUGGGAGGGGGGUCAGUGGCAGACGCGGUGCUGCAGUGGUGUGAGUGUGCUGAAAAGAAGUUUGAAGGGGUGGAGGAGUGCCCCAUCUGCUACAGUGUGAUCCACUCGUCCAAUGGCAGCCUGCCACGUCUGCAGUGCCGCACGUGCAAGCACAAGUUUCAUCCGGAGUGCCUGUACCAGUGGUUCCAAUCCUCCCACAAGUCCACCUGCCCGCUUUGCCAGACAUCCUUCUAGAGGAGGAGCCCCCGUGUGCAUGACUUGGCUGGGAGUCAGUCGCUUUGAAGCGAGCUUUGCCUGCUCCUUCGACAGGUUGCUCAGCCAUUCCGAAGCACACUAUUUAGUAAAUUCUCCGGGCAAAUGACGUAGGCUUUAGGAAUGUCAUACGGUAUUCGUCUAUGGGUUACACAGAGGA